This is a messenger RNA of Oncorhynchus masou masou (cherry salmon), 1851 nucleotides long. RefSeq names its product LYR motif containing 7 (gene lyrm7). The transcript has 5 exons. Bases 75 to 446 code for a protein of 123 amino acids. Gene Ontology annotation, molecular function: protein folding chaperone. NCBI's taxonomy places the organism in Eukaryota, Metazoa, Chordata, Actinopteri, Salmoniformes, Salmonidae. Gene Ontology annotation, cellular component: mitochondrial matrix. The record is from RefSeq and is a predicted model, not a curated record. Gene Ontology annotation, biological process: mitochondrial respiratory chain complex III assembly.
GAUCCCAUACGCUCUCUAAUGUUGCAUCGUGCCUGUAUUGCUUACUGUCGUGUCGGUUCAAUUGUAAAGUCAAGAUGGCUUCUCGUUUGAAGGUCCUCAGAGUGUUCAAAGCACUGCACAGAACAAGAAUGGAGUUGUUCAAAGAAGAUACCAGAGCAUUGACAGCUGCAAGACGAAAGAUCAAUGAGGAAUUCAGGAAAAACAAAAAUGAGACUUCGGAGGAAAGCAUCAGUCAGAUGAUUAAAAUGGCCGCUGGUGUGGAAGUGUUUCUUCGUCAAGAUGUCGUACAAGCCGAGCAUGUAGCUGAAGAUAGGAUUCAACUCCGACCUAGAGAGAGCCUUCUUCUGGAAAACGUACCGUACUGCGAUACACCUAGGAAAAGGUCUUCUUCCAACAAUGCACCAAAACAAAGUUGUAACGAUGCACCAAUUACACGAUGUGAAUGACCAACAAUAACAGCUGAAGACUUCAUUUAUCACUCUGGAAGAAUUUAAGUGUAAUUUGAGACAUCAAUUACAGAACAUACCGUAUGUAAUUUUAUGGUGUGUGUGGGGGGGGGGGUGUUUAAGAGUUUGUCAUACAAAUGUGGAAGCUGUAGAUUUGGCUUUGAAAGGUCAAAGGUGAAAUUCAUUGUAAAUUCAAUGCAUAUUAUUUUGUUUGCUGCUAUAUAUGUUGAUUUCUUGUUGAAUGAAUGAAUGACUGUUAUGCCAUAACUGAGUUGUGUUGUAUGACUGAGAACAGUACCAGAUUUUGUAUCGUAAUACUCGAUACCAAAAAGAUACAAAGGGAAAAACAGAAGGUGUAUUAGCCAUUAGUCACGGAAUGGCACUUGAUCCAGACAAAUCUUUUGAGUUCAGUAUCAUUACAUUUGAAUUGUUAUAUAUUUUUUAUGUAUACAUUAAUUAAUCAACUACACUCAUACAAACAAUGUGACUUUUUUUUUGCAAUCUAACUACAUAACAAUGUAUUUGAGUGGUCAAUCUAGUCUUUUGAUAAUCUGGGUAAAUCAAAAUGUAGGCUAGGCUUAUUUACAAUAUAGAUGAAUGCAUAUUCAAUAGAAGUGUGUGCAUGCAUAUAGUUAUUGAGCUUGUUUUGGCUGAUUUCAUGGAAAACAAUCGGUUUCCCUUCAAUUUGGGACUCGUUUUAUUGUACUGAUCAACAUUGUAUAGAAGAAGAAACAUCUAAUUUUAUAAAAGUGCACGCGCUAAAACCAUUUUAGAUAAUUCCAUUGGACGUUAAGUGAAUUCUCCACUCACCCGGGGCACCGUGCCAUGAAAAAAGGAACUCCACACCUCAGGUUCGGGGAUCGAGCAAAGAUGAUCUUAACUGGGAGAGACGUGACAAAUAAUGAUUCGGAUGACUAUAGGCUUUGAAGUCAGCUAUAUUUUGUGUUAUGGUUUGCAAGCAAGGUGCGAAUUACACCUUGAUAUCUUGACGAACAUUUUUUACGGGCCUGGAAAUGAAUUAUCUUUUGAUGUGGCAUGAAUAGUUCCAGUUCACGUACCAGUUAUCAAUAUGUAUGCUGGAUAUGCAGACGAAGCUUUGAACCAAGAGCGCUAGUUUACAUCAUCAAACUAAUGGACAUUGUUGCCGUGUUUGCAUUAUUCAAGCGUGUUAACGUCUGUACACGUCUGUGAUCCUCUCAAUCAGUAGAUGACGCCUGUGACCACAGGUUAUGCUGCUUGCAUGAUAAGUGGGAAACUCGGCAAAUACUUGUAAACUGGAAGAAAAGAGUUCACGUGUUUUGAACUCGUUGAUAACGCAGAUGAGUUCAUGGCAAACAAGCUGCAACAACCAUCAAAUACAAGUACAGAUAUCAUCCUCGUAAACAAAUGAAUAUAUUGUAUUUUA